Cyanistes caeruleus (blue tit) is the source of this 1420-nucleotide messenger RNA. The record is from RefSeq and is a predicted model, not a curated record. NCBI's taxonomy places the organism in Eukaryota, Metazoa, Chordata, Aves, Passeriformes, Paridae.
CCAGUUCAAAGCCUGACUGCAAGUAAGAGGUUCUGAAAACUUCUCCCCAAAGAAACAGAACAAAGUUCCCUGAUGCCAUGGGCACUGUGGUCACACCGAUGGUAGCCCAAAUCCCAACCUUCCUGCCACUGUUACAGGGAGCUGCAGCAGGGGACAAGGACAUCUGUGCCAUGUCAGCCCCCAGCCCACCCAACACCAACACUCCGUCUUUCCUCCUGACAGGCAUCCCCGACCUGGAAGCUUUCCACAGGUGGAUUUCCAUCCCAUUCUGCAUCAGCUACAUCAUGGCCGUGCUGGGAAACCUCCUGGUGCUCCUGGCCGUGCUGCUGGCCAGAAGCCUGCACGAGCCCAUGUUCUGUUUCAUUGCCAUGCUGGCCAUCAUUGACCUCAUCCUCUCCACUGCCGUCGCUCCCAAGAUGCUGGGCCUGUUCUGGUUGGAUUUGAGGGAGAUUGGCCUCAAGGCCUGCUUCAUCUGGAUGUUCUUCACCCACACAUUCACCUCAGUGGACUCAGGGCUGCUCCUGGCCACGUCCUUGGGCCGCUACGUGGCCAUCUGCCACCCGCUGUGGUCCGACUCCAUCCUGAGCUGCCCGAGGGCCGUGGGGGCAGGAUUGGUGUCCCUGGCCAGGGGAGCUGGCAUCACAAUGCCCCUGGUGUGCCCCCUCAGCAGGUCACUGCUGCUGGGAGCACACGGCCGUGCUGGGGCUGGCCUGCACCGACGCUACAGCCACCGCUACAGCCCCAGCAGGGCCGCGCCGCUCGAGGGGAGCGACUGUGCCCUCAUCACCUCCUCCCACGGCGGGAUCCUCUGCGCUGUGCUGAGGCUGCCGGCCCACAGCGCUCAGGCCCUCGGCACCUGCCGCUCCCACGUUCUCGUCAUCCUGGUUUACCGAGGCGGGCUCCUCUCCGUGUACCUGCAGGUGUUCACACCCAGCCUGGCACCUCACGGAGUGCUGGGGGACAAUUCCCGUCUGAGGGUCCCUCCCAUGCUCAACCCCCUCGUUUAUGGCAUAAAGGUGAAGCAGAGCCAGGAAGGAAUCUGCAAACUGCUGGGGCAGGAGCCAGGAGCUCACAAGCUGCUGAAGGUGGCUCAGAUUCAGAGAGACAGAAGAUUUCUCCCAUCCCAGAACAGGUGUGAAGCUGAGCGCAGUGAGCUGUCCCCCGGCUCUCUCUCCAGAAAGGGAACCUGGACCUGACACGGCAACAGCCGAAUCACAGGGAACCAACGGGCCAGCACGGGUGGGUCUGGGCAACUGCUCCUUUGGCCAGUGCACUGCUCCCUUCCAAGAUACCACCUGGAAAUCAUGGAAUUCCAGCUGUGCCUCGGGAUGAUUCCAGCUGUGCCCCAGGACAGUUCCAGCUGUGCCUCAGGACAGUUCCAGCUGUGCCUCAGGAUGAUUCCAGCUGUGCCUCGGGAUGA